Molecule: messenger RNA, 1513 nt
Organism: Ochotona princeps (American pika)
Lineage: Eukaryota; Metazoa; Chordata; Mammalia; Lagomorpha; Ochotonidae
Gene: NUDT6
Product: nudix hydrolase 6
Exons: 6
Coding region: 1-1323 (440 amino acids)
Molecular function (GO): NAD binding; NADH pyrophosphatase activity; ADP-ribose diphosphatase activity
Source: RefSeq, a predicted model, not a curated record
AUGAUCGGGAAGACAGCUGGAGCCCACACACCGCCAAGCCGGCACAACGUGCACCGGCCACGGAGAGAAAAAAACUUCCGGAGCGGAAGUCAACCGGCAAAGUCAACGGGUGUGAAGGGGGUCUCGCUACUGUCCCGCAUCCCCGGCAAAUGUCUGAGCGGGGCUGCCAGGCAGGACCGCCCCAGCCCGCAGUCUGUCCGAAGCAAUGGCCCCAUUUGUGUCCGAGCCCGGCGUGGGUGGCACUCUUCUAGGACUUACGGCGCGGGACUGCGCGCGGAAGCGCCGUGGAACGCCGUGGAACGCCGUGGAACGCCGGGGCGGGCGACGCGGGGCCAUGGUGCUGCGGAGCGGGAGCGCCUGGCGGGCGGUGCUCGCGCGGGCCCGCCGGCUUCCAGCCCGGCCCCGGGCGGCCUCUGGCGGGCCUGGUGGCCUUGCAGCACUUUCUGCCGGAGCCUUGGAGCUGCGAGGCGAGCCGGACAGGUUCGGGGGCGUCUCGGUGCGGCUCGGAGCGCAGGACUGCCUGGACACCGCCGCCUUCCAGAGGGGCCUGCAGGGCAAGUGCGCCUGGGGCGAGGGGGACCUGGGAACCGCACCGGCCACCCCCUCAAGGCAGCGAUAAAGCAGUGGCAGUCAGAAGGUAGAAUCGCCGUGUGGCUGCACGUUCCCAUUCUUCAAAGCCGACUUAUCACGCCUGCUGCGUCCCUGGGCUUCCACUUCCACCAUGCGGAGCAUGAUUCCGCCACGCUGACUCUCUGGCUGGGGGAAGGUGCCAGCAGACUACCCGGAUACGCUACCCAUCAAGUGGGAGUUGCAGGAGCUGUUUUUGAUGAAAAUACCAGAAAAGUACUGGUUGUACAAGAUCGGAAUAAAUUAAAGAACAUGUGGAAGUUUCCAGGAGGCCUGUCAGAGCCAGGAGAAGAUAUUGGGGACACAGCAGUCCGAGAAGUUUUUGAAGAGACUGGUAUAAACUCAGAAUUCCAGUCCCUCUUGAGUGUUCGGCAGCAGCACGCCAGUCCGGGAGCCUUUGGAAAGUCAGAUAUGUAUAUAGUCUGCCGCCUGAAGCCAUCCUCAUUCACCAUCAACUGUUGCCAGUAUGAGUGCUUAAGGUGUGAGUGGAUGGACCUCAGUGAGCUGGUCAAGACUGCAAAUACGACUCCCAUCACCCGCAGAGUUGCUAGGCUGCUGCUCUACGGCUACAGGAAAGGGUUUGACAAGAUUGAUCUGACCAUGGAAAAGCUCCCAGCAGUUCACACGGGCCUGUUCUACAAGCUGUAUCACAAGGAAUUGCCAGAGAGUUACAAACAUAUGACAGGAAUGGAUUAAACUCACAUUUACAUGUUUUUCUUUAAAUUAAAUAAAUUGUACAUGUAGAUAAGUGUAUGCUAUAAGACAUAAUGGACUUUUGGGAUUAAAUACAAUUCUAAUUUUCUAAUGUGAUUUCCACGAAGAAAACUUGUAAAUGUGCAUAUUUUAAAAGCUUUUCAAAUGAAACAAAUAUGUGAAAAAGUGUGUA